AUGCUCAUUGAUGGCUAUUUAUCAGAAGCUGGAGCAUCUUAUAUUGAUCAAAAACUAGGAUUAAAUGUUGUUCCUCCAACAAAAGUAACACUAUUUGCUGCACCAACAUUUAAUUAUAGUAAAAUUGAAAGAGCAAAAGCUAGAACAAAAUUAAGAAUAACUAAUAGAUAUCCACAAAUAGAAAGAGUAUUUAAUAGAAUUGGUUUACCAAAAAAAAUUGGUUCAUUACAAGUUUUUGUUAAAGGAUAUGAAGAUGCCUAUAUUGUUUUACGUAAAUGGGAAUCAAAAGAAGCUGACUUUCCUGAAUUAUCUAAAAAACAUUUUUUGUUACAAUUUCAAAAACUUGCUAUGUUAGAUUAUAUUAUUAGAAAUACUGAUCGUGGUAAUGAUAAUUGGUUAAUUAAAACAAUACCAUCUAAAUGUAAUGAUAAUGAAAUAAAGAAAGAUGAUGAAAUAAAUAUAGAUGUUCACCCUAUAAAACCAAUUGUCGAGGAAGAAAAUUUAAUUGAUCUUGAAGAUGGUGAAAAAAGUGCUUCAAAUAAAUUUGAAGAAAAUAUAAAUAAGGAUAAUAUUAUUGAUAUUUCAACAAAUAAUAUUGAUGAUAAUAAAAAUGACAAUUGUAAAGAGGAAGAAAAUAUUAAUGUUAAAAAUAUUGAAAAAAUAGUUAAAAAUGAUAGUAAAAUAAAAGGAUUUUCUAUUAGUAUUCCAAAAAGCAAAGAUGAGUUUAAAUUAUUAGAGAAAAUGGAGAAUGAAAAUGUACCUAAGUAUUUUGUUGCAGCAAUAGACAAUGGAUUGGCUUUUCCAUUUAAACAUCCUGAUGAAUUCAGAGGAUAUCCAUUUGGUUGGAUGUAUUUACCUUUUGCAAAAGAACCAUUUUUACAAGAAAUAAUAGAUGAAUAUGUUAAAAUUUUUGAGGAUGCCUUUUUUGUACGUGGACUUUGUGAUGAUUUAAAAAAAAUUUUUUCAAGAGAUUCUGGUUUUGAUAAAAGAAUGUUUUCUCGUCAAAUGGCUGUAAUGAGAGGACAAAUAUUUAAUUUAAAAGAAGCUUUAAAAGAUGGUAAGUCUCCUUAUGAAUUAUGUAAUAUGCCUCCUCAAUAUAUGUGUGAUAUUAAAAGAAGUAAAAAAAAACGUGGAAAAAGAGAUGGAAGAAGAAAUAUUCAAAAUGUUAGUCAUCAUCAUAACAUACCAACAACAAAUGAUACUUUAACUACAACUGAUGGAGAAUAUAAUUCAAGAGACAUGUUAAACAUCGAUCAAGAACCACAGCCUGGGCCAUCAACAUCAAUGAAUAGUAUUGAGACUGCCACCUCUUUACCAGUAACUAGAGAUACUUGGAGUCUUUUGUAUACACAAAAAGUACAAAUCCGCAAACCUUUUUUCCAAUUUUGGUGGUAG
Molecule: messenger RNA, 1395 nt
Organism: Strongyloides ratti
Lineage: Eukaryota; Metazoa; Nematoda; Chromadorea; Rhabditida; Strongyloididae
Product: Pi4KIIalpha
Exons: 4
Coding region: 1-1395 (464 amino acids)
Biological process (GO): endosome organization; Golgi organization; phosphatidylinositol phosphate biosynthetic process
Cellular component (GO): plasma membrane; lysosomal membrane; trans-Golgi network
Molecular function (GO): 1-phosphatidylinositol 4-kinase activity
Source: RefSeq, a predicted model, not a curated record